This is a messenger RNA of Bradysia coprophila, 1915 nucleotides long. RefSeq lists its product as uncharacterized. The record is from RefSeq and is a predicted model, not a curated record. Lineage: Eukaryota; Metazoa; Arthropoda; Insecta; Diptera; Sciaridae. Gene Ontology annotation, molecular function: RNA binding.
UACAUCGCGUGAGUUCAGAACGUUCAGAAGUUUUUUAUUGUUUGCAUUGAAACCUGUGUGAAUAUGAACGGUCAAAUUUUCUACACGGAGUAUGGGUUCCCAGUCGAUACACUGUUCCUGAAAUCCUUGCCGAAAGAUAUGAGAGACGACGACCUCUUCAACCAUUUUUCUACAUUCGGCAAUGUCCGAAGCGUACGAACUUACAUUCAUGCGACGGAUUCGUCUGGAUUUGUUCAAUUUCAGGAAGCCGAAGUGACUGCAAAAGUAUUGAGAAUUAAACAUCAUUUAAUCGAUGGUCACAAGGUACAUGUCGAGAUCGCACGUACAUGGCAUCACAAUGUAUCGUCGACAGCGAAAGACGAUUUACCAUUAGAGUCGACCAAUCUCACUGGGACAAUGUUGAUGGAUCUCAAUGAUGAUUGCUUGCGUGAAAUAUUAGCCCGCGCAGCACCCAUGACAUUGUGUUCUUUACUUGAAUUGUCGGAGAACUGUAAGAACAAUCGUUUGAAGGCAAUCACCAUCGAAACAUUUGCACGAAAAUACAAAACCUGCCAACUGAAUCAAUGUGCGCCUACAGUGGAUAAAGCACACCGACUAUUAGCCAACUUCGGACCAUUGAUAUCGAAUUUGGUGACAGCAGAAUAUUACGCAGCAGACAAAACUAUGUCUCAUGCAGUGAAAUCGAUAGGACAAUUCUGUAGUGGAACGGUGACAUCACUUUGUCUUGUAUCAUAUACAUUUGAUAAAACUGAUGCAAAGGCUUUGAAAGUUCUGUUUAACAAUCUAGAAAAACUCGCUUUGUAUUUUUGCCAUUUCGAACGCGAUGCAAUGGAUUUAUUGGCCCACUGUGAGUCAUUGGUUGAAAUAGACCUUUCUGAUGACGGUUUCAUGGGCCAUCACGACAAAACAGUCUACGAAGCUUUAUUCCAACAUACGUUUCCUAAUUUGGAGGUCUUCACCGGGGACACGACAAGCUACAAAUUAAAAAAUUUCAUUUCACGACACAAAAAGCUAAAAACAUUAAGUUUGUCAUUACAAGAUCACUCAGACCUAUUGCCAACAAUCGCUGACAAUUGCAGUGAGCUGAAGAUAUUGGUGAUAUGUACGGGAAGAUUCGAUUCUUAUCCUGUUCAGCAGGGGAACUCUCAUUAUUAUCCUAUUAGGUAUAAAAUGCCGGUCACUCGCAUUGCGUCUUUAAAACACUUGGAAUUUCUACAAAUUGCUUACGUUCAGAAUCCGUUGGAAUGCAUACAACAGCUACAUCAUUUGGAAUCGUUGAAGGAACUUAUAUUCGAAAGUAAAUGUGGUAGCAGUAGGUUCAUGUCUGCUCUAUCUCAGCUGAAAACGCUGGAAAUGCUACAUUUUUUUUGUAGCGACAAAUGCGUAGAUUUUACCCCACUCGCGAAAAUGGACCGGUUGAAAGAUUUGCUCAUAUCAUCGAGUCAUGGAAAAAUAGCUAAUUUAAACCUAGUCUAUAUGGUCAGUCGUUUAACCAAUUUAGAAAAAUUUCACAUUUAUAUGUUCCCAGAUUUCGAAAUUGACGACAAAACGAACGCUGAACUUGUCGAUGCUCGAUCAAAAAUGAUCGGUCCUCGAAGAAAGCUUGAAAUUAUGUUAAACAGGAAAUUAUUCAAUAUCUAGCACGCACUCGCCAAGACGGGGUUUUUUGACUUUGUUAAAAAAAAGGGCAAACAAAAUCUUGUAAACCAGUAGAACACUCAAAAAUUAAAUUCGUAAAGCAAGUGCUUUUCGGUAAUGAUUGAGGAGAGCUAUGCACUAACAGUUACAAAAAGACUUUUCCCAAAUAAUUUUUUUUUUCGGUUCAUGUAUAUCUCUCGUUAAUUGUAGUAAGUCCAUACGCAGGACUUUUAUCAUAAUUAUGAUGUGCGCACAUUUAAUGAAAAAAUAAACGAAA